CCUCUCCCCAUCUCCACCACUUCAGGACCUUUUAUUUGUCGCAGUCGGGGGUUCUGCUUUGGAUAAUGCUGCGCUAGCUCCUACGAUGACCCUGGAUUAUCCGCUGACCAUCUGUCGGCCUCUGUCCAUCCCCAUUUCCCUGGUCUGAUUGUUUAAGCUUCAGCAGCUCCCGCUUUCUACCGGGCCAACCUUCAGCUUCAGCUGUGGACUAUCAAGCCCAGCUGUUGAAUUUCCAUCCUUACCUUGCCUUCUGUUAUUAUUUUGCCCCCCUUUCCCUCCCGAAACCCGCUGCAGCCUUCCUCCAAGAUGAUGCAGUGGUCGUCCCUCGUCCAGAAAGCCCAGUCUUUUAUUGACCCGGCUAACUUCACUAUCCCGAACCUCACCUCCUCCUCCUCCGAUCGCAACCCGUCGAAGGCUUCCUUGUUUCGCCAGCAGUUCCGACUUCCCGAUUCUCAAAAUCCUCUACAGGAGAUAACGGCAGAGCUAAUCCUUCCUUUGUCGCAUACAUCAUCGUCAUCGUCGUCAUCUUCCACCACCCCCGGCAACCCUCCUCGGAAUCUCGACCGCGCUGGAAAUCGAUAUGCCGGCAAGCUGCAUUUGAGCGAGCGAUUCAUCUGCUUUUCUACCCAGCCUACUAGCUUCGUACCAUCUGCUACCCUUGGCGCCUCUACUCACUGGGCGGGUCAAACCAAUGGCACAGGGCCGUCCGGGAAUGGCUUCACGGUCCCGCUUUGCUGCAUCCGCCGCGUGGAGCGAUUGAAUAGUCUCAGCCAUGUCUUUUCAUUAGCAUUAACAACAUGGAAUGGCGCUCUAAACAAACAGCAGGCACCGGGGUUUGUGCCCCAAAGAUUCACUAUCCAGCUAGUCGGAAGCAGGCAGGCCUGUGAACGAUUCUGUGACGGUCUAAAAAAAGGGUUACGGGAGUCUAUGAAGGAAAUUGAGAAUCUGCGGGACGUCGUGAAUGACUGUUAUUCGGAAUAUUUGCUCUCGGGUGCAAAGGCCAAGAGUCAAGCACAGGAUGCGUCUGAUAACUCUGAAACACGACAGCCCCCGGAUGCCGGAUUAGGCAUGCUCUUCCGCUACCCAGGUGAUGCCCGCAAGCUUCGAGAUCGGAGUAAAAUGCGAUUGUGGGGGGAAUACUUCAGAGAAAAUGGCCGCAAUGCGACUUUGAUUCGACAGCCCACCUUCCACAAGCUUAUUCGCGUUGGCCUUCCCAACCGACUCCGCGGAGAAGUGUGGGAGGUAGCCUCUGGUUCGUUGUACCUGCGUUUGAGAUCACCUAAACUAUACGCCGAGACUCUUGCCAAAUUCGCCGGGCAGGAAUCUUUAGCUAUUGAUGAGAUCGAAAAGGACUUGAACCGAAGCUUGCCCGAGUAUGCGGGAUUCCAAAGUGAAGAAGGCAUUGGCCGUCUUCGGAGAGUUCUUACAGCGUACAGUUGGACCAACGCUGAAAUUGGGUACUGUCAAGCGAUGAACAUCGUGGUUGCAGCUUUGUUGAUAUACAUGUCUGAGGCACAAGCCUUCUUCCUUCUUUCUGUUCUAUGCGACCGCCUUCUACCGGGAUAUUACUCGACCACCAUGUAUGGUACCUUGCUUGACCAAAAGGUUUUCGAGUCUCUGGUGGAGAAAACGAUGCCUGUUCUUUGGGAGCAUCUCUCCAAGUCCGAUGUCCAGCUCUCUGUCGUUUCUCUUCCCUGGUUUCUCUCCUUGUAUAUCAACUCCAUGCCCCUUGUCUUCGCCUUUAGGGUAUUAGAUGUGUUCUUCUUGGAGGGUCCCAAGGUCCUUUUCCAGGUUGGACUUGCCAUCCUCCGCAUCAAUGGUGAGGAACUGCUCGAUGUCCAAGAUGAUGGUUCUUUCAUCUCCGUUCUCAAGUCAUAUUUCUCUCGUCUCGACGAGUCUGCUCAUCCACGAUCAGAGAAUCCCAAACUAAGAGCUAUCACACGCUUUCAGGAACUAAUGGUAGUAGCGUUCAAGGAGUUCUCCCAGAUCACACAUCAAACCGUCAUUGAGCAGCGCGAAAAACAUAAGGAUGCAGUCUUAGAGAACAUUGAAAGUUUCGCCAAGCGCACAUCCAUCCGAAACCUUGGGCCCGAUAGCAAGAAGCUAAGCAUGGAUGAUCUCGGCGCGAUAUAUGACCGCUACUACGAAGUCCUAUACGAGUACCAGCAGCGACAGAAGCUGGUAGAGGAGGAAAAGAGACGCCAAGAGAAGAAGAAAUCCGAACGAAUUUCCAUCGUCGGCCCACCGGCUGACCAGGAAGUUGGUCGAGUGGGUCUAGGUCCGAGUCCAACUCACAUGGACUACAAUGCGUUCCGAGAGUUUCUUGCCGCGACAGCAAAAUGGGCUAGAGCCGACUCCCCCAGCCCAUCGCGCAAGGCGUCCACUAUUGGGUCUUACGGAAAUAGCUUUAAAGGGUUUGGACGAUCAUCAUCCAUAUGGAACACCCGACCAGAGCCAGCGGACCACGAAUUUUUACAUCGUCUUUUCCGUAAGUGGGCUACCGACCACGAGGAAGGACUAAGCCUACAAAAUGUAGUAAAUGGUAUUGCACGCCUGAAGGGACCACGCGACAUCAUGAAUAAUAUUAGCUACUUUUUUGAUCUUUACGACGAUAACGGAGACGGCAUGGUCGAUCGAGAAGGGAUCCUUCGCAUGUCUGAAGCGCUCCUUUUCCUAUCCCGACGCGGAUUCGAAGGAACUAUCGUCGCCAGCCAAAGCACGGAAGACCUCACAGCUCCCGGAAAAGAAGGAGCUGAGCAUGAUAAGCUCAGUACUGGCGAACGAUUUCUUGGAAGCGUCAGCUCCUUCAUCCGGCGCUGUUUCCAGUAUGCUGACCCGACCCACAAGGGACUAGAGGGAGAGAAAGACGUGACGGAAACAGCCGACAAGCUCGGGUCUUUCAGCAUAGGUGACGAGGAGGAGGAGGAGGAUCUAAUUGAUAUUGGAGACGACAUCAAAUCCAACUCGUCAACACCGACUCUAGAGACCAAAACACCUGAAACCCUGAGCAGUGACCAAGCCGACAACACACAACAGCACACCCAAAAGAUAUCCGAAUCCGCGAAUCCCGCUCUCGAUCCCAAUAACCCACUCCACAUCACUCUCCCUACAUUCCGCAUGGUCGUUCUGGCUGACGAGCUGUUAGAGCAAUUUUUCGACACCUUUUUCCCUCAGUCCUUCCGUCUCUCUGACCAGGGAUCAGCCACCUCGCUGACCCCAUCUCUCUCCUCGAAUCUCACAACCUUCUCAAACAUCGGUUCUGUGAAGCCCCAGCUCAGUGCGGCUUCUAACGCUCCAGUUGCCGGUGCCUCUGGUGGCAUCGUUCCACCUAACAGAGGUCUCCGCGGUGUCCUAGACAACAUUGUCUCCGAUGGCAUCCGUAUGGCUGCAGAAGUCAAGAAGCGUAUGGAUGAAGCACAACGCGAACUCGAGCGAAACGCCCUCAACCGGGAUGAUUAUGACGAGGAUGACGAGGACGAAGUCGACCCCCAUGUUGUGGCCAAUACCCCCGCCAUAGUGGGUGGUAUCUCCAGCUGGGGUGCGGGGGCAUACGGCGCGGAUCCCGAGCGUCGCAGCGUGCGCGAAACCGACCGUGAUCUCCUAGAAGGUGCAGAGGUCCUUAGUAUGCGGGGGCGGGACGACACAUCCUCCUCGUCGCUCCUGGAUGAUAAAGAAGGCCAGCAUCACCACGGCCAGCAUCUCGCACCUGAUGCCGGUGGUAGUUCCCACCGUAGUCGAGAUGACAGUGUCGUUAGUAAGGUUGUGGAGUUUGAGUCAUGAACGAACUUUGCAGUAUUUCUCUUGUUGGACCCCCCCUUUUUUGUUCUUGCUAUGGCUUGAUAAUUGUAUUACGUGUUUUGUGGUCUUCCUACGCGUGUAUAAGCGCAUUCUUUUUUAUCUAUCUGUUUAGAUAGGUUUCUUUUUUCUGGAAGGAUAAUGUACUAUUUAUAUCAUUUCCUUUUAAUCUGCUUUUUUGUUGUGACAGAUAUAGGGGUGGGUUUUUC
Molecule: messenger RNA, 4004 nt
Organism: Aspergillus ochraceoroseus IBT 24754
Lineage: Eukaryota; Fungi; Ascomycota; Eurotiomycetes; Eurotiales; Aspergillaceae
Product: GTPase-activating protein
Exons: 3
Coding region: 307-3780 (1157 amino acids)
Source: RefSeq, a predicted model, not a curated record